Sebastes umbrosus (honeycomb rockfish) is the source of this 5789-nucleotide messenger RNA. RefSeq names its product coiled-coil and C2 domain containing 2A (gene cc2d2a). The record is from RefSeq and is a predicted model, not a curated record. Bases 448 to 5265 code for a protein of 1605 amino acids. Gene Ontology annotation, biological process: protein localization to ciliary transition zone; non-motile cilium assembly. Gene Ontology annotation, cellular component: ciliary transition zone. The transcript has 39 exons. Lineage: Eukaryota; Metazoa; Chordata; Actinopteri; Perciformes; Sebastidae.
UAUCUCCGUUACUAGGCAACUCGUUUAGCUAACGUGAAGCUCAGUAUUUAGAGGGUUAAAGUCAGUAUUUAGAGGGUUAAAGUCAGUUUUUAGAGGGAAAUAUCGCUCGGAAAAUUACAAAUUUGAGCACAAGAGAUACCAGUGCAGAGAUGCAGACGCUGUUGUCUUUAUAUAUCCAUGAUUAUAGCAAAUGAUCCGGUUAUAAUACAGACUAACGGUAGCUUAGCUUAGCUUAGAGACAACAACAACAACAGUCCUGACUGCUCUUUCUCUACUGUAAAGGAAACUCUCCUCGUCACGCUGGCCUCCUCAAGUGACUUUCGGGACAAACUGCGGAAGAAACGACGAGCUUUGCAAGACACUUUGGGGAAAAACAAAAAUGAGGACGACAUUCAGGCUCUGGUUCCUUCUACCAAACUGAGUGAGGAGAAACUGCAGCAAGCUACAAUGAAGGAACCUCAAAGCAGUGAGGAAGACCCAGGAGAGACUCUGAAACGCACCUUAAGAGCUCAGAGACAGAGGAGGAAGAAAAGGCUGCUUGACCAGUCUCCAGGCCAGGAGUCCCGUGAUGAUGAUGUGGAGGAGAUCUCCACCGUUCAGCACCACAGUGAAGAUGAAGGAUCAGCUGAAAAGACUGCAGAUCCUCUGGUUUCAUCAAGACCUCCGACUGGUUCUCAGCGAGGUCUCUCCUCAAGACUCCAGCAAAAACCCAGCUCUCAGCAUCUAGACAGCUUUGUGACGCGGCGCUUGGAAGAGAAACUGAGAGCAGCCAGAUCUAAAGGUGAGAGCCUUCAGCAGGAGGAGGCCUCUCUGGAGCCAGCCAGUCGCCUGCAGAGUCUCAGAGACAGAGACACUGUGACAAGGUUUGACCGACAGGUUGACCCAGACAGAUCUGGAAGACACGAUGACCCUCUGGCCCUCAGCACCAGGGUCACGUUCAGAGAAUCAGCAAGACGAGAAGAAACGGGAAUACCGACUGUUGAGGAGGCAUACAAUUUCUUUACACUCAACUUUGAGCCAGAUCCGCGAGAUGGGACUGAGAGGAAGAGGAGCAAGAGAAGAGAAAUAACAGCUGAGGAGGACAGAGAUGAAGAAGAGCAGGAAGACGCUGAAGUCGAUAAUCAAGAGGAAAAUGAAGACCAGAGUGAAGAUGCUCCUCUUGUGCGAGAGGAAGAUGACAAUUUAUUCGUCAUCGAACAAUCGCCACGUGACUUCCUGGAAGUGAAGAAAGCAGAGUAUGUUGGGUACCGGCAGCUUGUUCGGCAAGCGAGUGAGCUCCUCUUUACGCCGAGUUUUCGAACAGUCCCACACUUUGUAAAACUGCCUGAAAACAUGCAGCCUCGUUAUCUGGAGGACGAGGGUCUGUACGUAGGGGAGAGGCCUCCUGUAUCUCUGACCAAUGAGAACAUUCUGGAGAACCGCAUUUUACAGAUGGAGGAGGGAAAGAAGUGGUUUGGAGAUGACGGCAGGAUCAUGGCUCUGCCUGACCCCAUAAAGGAGUCAUCCACUAGACCCCCUCUCUUCCACAUGGAGGAGGACCUGGACCCUGCACUGCACACUGUGUACAGGAAGGCGAUCAAGUCCAAGUAUGCGAAUCUGUACAUCGCUGGUGCAGCGAACCCCGAGGGGGACUACCAGCUUGACGUUGACGUCUCUGGGCUGAUCUUCUCCCAUCACCCGCUCUUCAGUCGCGAACAUGUCCUGGGGGCCCGUCUGGCUCAGCUGUAUGAUCAGUACCUCACCAGGCAGCGCAAUAAUCUCACAGGACACCUCACUGACAAGUUGAAUGGACUGAGGAGUGCACUGAGGAAUAUACUAGAGAUCCACGGCGGGGAGAGCCUCACUCAAGCCAUGCAGCAGAGGAUAUCUGAGUACAGUUUGGAGGUUAGGAGCACUCGGCUGCUGCGGGACAGCGAGCAGGAGAAAGACAGGACUCUGCUGAAGAACGUAGUCAAAGUGUGGAAGGAGAUCAAGGCCCUGAGAGACUUUCAGAAGUACACCAACACGCCCUAUAAGCUCUACCUCAGAAGAGAGAAUGUGGACCGGGCGUCAGAUGAGCAAGAGUACGAAGAUGAAAUCCUGGCAGAGGUUGUGGAAUUGGAGGCAGAGACCGAGGAGGAUUACCUGAGAAAGCUGGCCGAGUACAAGAAACAGCUGGAGGAGUGGAAGCUCUGGAGAAGGAAACAGAGAGCCAAAAAGAAGAAGAAAAAAAAGAAGAAGAAAGGCCAGGCACAGGAUGACACAGAAGAAGACGAGGAUGAAGAGCAGGAGGUGAGCGAAUCAGAGGGGCCCGCUGAAGAAGGCCCUCCGAAGCCGGAGCCUCCAGAGAAGCCCGAGUUUGACUCCAUAGAGCAGCAGGUCAGAGAGAAAGCCUCCAGGAUACGCAGGAAACCAGGAGAGUCCAUCCUGAUCCCGGAGCUGUCUGCAUCCGGAAACAUCACCGCCAACGAUCUCUGCCCCAGGCCUGAAGUAGCUCGAAGAGAGGACGUCACGAGGCGCAGUCUUUUCAUCAAGAUCAUCUACAAUGACAAAGAAGUGUCCCGAACGGACAAACGCUCCCUGAACUCUGACUUCAGAGUGCACUUUGGACAGAUUUUCAAUCUCAAGAUAAUUAACGUUCCCCAAAGCAUCAAUUUGCAGGUGUUUGAGGAGAUUGGCUCAUCAAGCUCCGUCCUGGCUCAAGUGUUCAUCCCGGUACCAGAAUCCUCAGUGGUGACGGCCAGCGUCCCGCUUGAGGAAUUUGAGUUUAGCAGCAACCAGAGAGUGAUGUUCGACCACGAGGGUGUUGGAAGUGACGUGCCUAUCUCCUUCGAGGCCGACGGCAGUAACAAACAGACCCUGCUGACCUCUGGGAAGCUGUCCUGCUGUGUUUCUUGGGGGACAGGGGAGGACGGUGUACCGCUCGCCCCUGCUCCGUCUCCACAACCUCACGGUGGCCGUCUUGAUGCCGUCACGUGUAUUGGUGCAUCUGGACUAUAUGACAUGAAAAAAAUUGGAGAGUGGGCCGCACGGUCCCGACUGGACCCCAACGAUCCCAAAAAUGCCUCCAUCAUGCAGCUGCUGAAAGUGGCCAGCAGCGGAGAGGUAACCGCUCCAGAGUACUUCCGUCUAGAACAGCUGCAGGAGGAGUUUAACUUUGUGACCGAUGAAGAGUUGGAGAGGAAUAAAAGGUUUCGCCUGCUCCGUCUCAGGAACCAGGAAGUUCCAGAGUUUCGAAAUUACAAGUGUGUUCCUGCUCUGGAGAGGGAGGUCACCGAUAAGGUGUUCCAGGAUUAUGAGAAGAGACUGAGAGAAGGAGAGAUCGUUGACACUAAAGAACAUCUGGAUUCACACCGAGCCUUAGUAGCCAACUACCUCCAGAAGAUCCGAGAAUCGGUCAUCAACAGAUUUCUUCUUGCCAAACAUCACUACCUUCUUUCUGACCUGGUGAUAGAAGAGGAGAUACCAAGCAUCGGGAUUCUGGGAAUGAACCUUUUCAAGCUGGCUGAACCCAAGCGGCCGCUGAAACCUCAGAGGAAAGAGAGGAAGAAGGUGACGGCUCAGAAUCUGUCUGAUGGAGACAUUAAACUGCUGGUGAACAUCAUCCGGGCCUACGACAUCCCCGUCCGCCGGCAGCAGAGCAAUAAACCAGGACCGACUCAGAUUGCCAUCCAGGGCGCUGAUUGGCUCCUCAGCCAGGUACAGGUGAGGCCCUUUGUGGAGGUUUCCUUCCAGCGCACAGUGCUGCAAACAACCACAGCUGAUGGACCAAACCCCUGCUGGAACGAGGAGCUGCAGCUACCGUUCAGCGCCCCAAAUGGUGACUACAGCACUGCUGCCUUGCAGUCAGUCAAAGACGAAGUCUUCAUCAACAUAUUUGAUGAGGUGGUUUAUGAAACCGGAGUGAAGGACAAAGACAAAGGGAAAUCAAUAACCACCCGGGUAGAGAAGCACUGGCUGGGCUCCAUCAAGAUCCCCUUCAGCACCAUUUAUUCUCAGUCCAGGAUUGAUGGAACAUUCAAGGUGAACACACCGGCCGUGUUGCUGGGGUACAGUAAGGAGUGGAGCCGUGGCCCUACUGGAGGUUACGAUACUUUGCGGAGCCUGAGUGAGGGAGCGUUCGUCACCCUCUUCAUCACCAUUGAACCUCAGCUGGUGCCUGGAGAGUCGGUCAGGGAAAAGAUUAUGGAGAUGAAGUUUGACAGCCAAGAGGAUGAGCAUUUACUUCAGGCGUCAGAGAGGUUUGAGAGGGAGGCAGCUCAGGGCUACCCGGACCGACCCUGCAUGACCACCGUCAUCGACCUCAAUGGGAAGACGGUCUUCAUCACACGUUACAUCCGACCACUCACACCCCCGGAGGAGCUUCUGGAUACAUUCCCCAAUAACGCCGCGGAGACGUCGGCGCUGGUUGCCCGAUUUGUCUCGCUCAUCCCUUUUCUGCCAGACAGAGUUUCGUUUUCUGGUGCCUGUGACCUGUGGAGCACCUGUGAUCAAUUCCUCACCCUCCUAGCAGGAGAUGAAGAAGAACAUGCUGUACUGUUGUGCAACUUCUUCCUGUCUAUGGGCAAGACAGCCUGGCUUAUCAUUGGAACUGCUAUACCAGAGGGACCCACAGCGUAUGUCUUGACCUCCGAGCAGAGCCGCUUCCUGAUCUGGAACCCCAGCAGCGCUCAGUUCUACGGACAGUACGACACCUUCUGCCCCCUGCAAACAGUCGGUUGCCUGAUCAAUGCCGAUAAUGUGUGGUUCAACAUUCAAGAAUAUAAGUCACCAAUGACGAUGAAUUUUGACACCUCAAAAGCCCAUUUGUGGAAGCCGUUUUUCUCCGGAUCCUUCGCUCACCCCGGGCUGUCCAGUGUACAACCAGAUGAGCUGAUAUAUCGGCGCACUGACAAAGCAGCUGCAGUAGAGCUUCAGGACAGAAUUGAGAAUAUCCUGAAGGAGAAGAUCAUGGCGUGGCGCCCUCGUCACCCAACGCGCUGGAACCGCUACUGCACCACCACCUUGAAACAGUUCCUGCCCAAACUGGAGCUGAGCGGAGGGCGGGACGUGGCCGAGGGGCAUCGCCACGAGUUGCAGAGCCUGCUGGGAGACCACAAGAUUUCAGGAUUCCCGCUCAAUAUGCCGUUCUCUGAGAUCCGGCCCAUCAUAGAGGCCGUGCACAGCACUGGAGUUCACAACGUUCAGGCAUCAAAUGUGGAGUUUGCUCUGGCCGUGUAUGUGCACUCCUACCCGAAUAAUAUCCUGUCUGUGUGGGUCUACCUGGCCUCCCUAGUGCGCACAUGAUACACGAGUGCUUCACUGCUUUUUGUAUAUAAAAGAGCUUUUAGCUUUAUUCAAGAUACCUUUUUGUUACUCACACACUGUUUGCACAUUAUUGUAUAUUGAAUGUAUAUAAGGGAUAUCAGGUAAAUUCUGUACCUGUUCAUCAAAUCCUGCAUUAAAUCCCACCUUUCUGAAUAAUAUUCAGUUGUUCUUGACUCUUGAGAAUAGACAUUAAUUGGCUUCUGUUGCUGUUGUAUUUGACUGUAUUGAAAUGUGUGGAUCAUUUUUUCUAAUUAUUAAUUAUUUUUUAUAUUUUGUAUUAUUAAUUUAUCUGUGGAAACAGAUGAUUUUUAGUAGUAGAAGUAGUUGUUGUAAUACUCAUUUUGGCCACAAGAGGCUGAAGUGCACCACUGCCCCAUGUUCUAUAUAGGACUGAAAGCAUUAAAUAUCUUAUUAAUAGCAUUUUUAUAGAUGAAUAUUUUAAAAAAAAAUACAUCUAGAGAGCCUUUAGAAAUGUGCCGAAUAGAAGUAUGGCUUUUCCUGAA